Molecule: messenger RNA, 3771 nt
Organism: Westerdykella ornata
Lineage: Eukaryota; Fungi; Ascomycota; Dothideomycetes; Pleosporales; Sporormiaceae
Exons: 2
Coding region: 153-3359 (1068 amino acids)
Biological process (GO): regulation of chromosome condensation
Source: RefSeq, a predicted model, not a curated record
CCACGAACAAUCACUCCAACUUUCACGGAACCCGACACACCCAGUAAAGCGCGAACUUCACCUUCACCCAUCCACGCGCGCACCCUGGCGACCGAUCCUCUACGACAUGCGACCAACCUAAACUCGAGUCGAAAGAUCACCAUCUUCCUUUCAUGGCGAAUUCCAUCUCUCCCGCAUUUACCACGGCGCAUCGGCGCAAGCGAAACGCUACUUACGGGAAAGCCUCGCGUUCCCUGAUAAAGACGACUUGGAAUGAUGACGUGCCUUCUCCCGAACGACCGCGUAGACACGUCGACACAUCGGCCAGCAUUACGCAAACAAGGUUGGAUUCAUUGAAAUCACACAGCAGUAUAAACGGGAGCAAAGCGACUACCUCGCCAAAGGAUGACAUUUUCAAUGUACCUUCCGACGAUGAACUGCCCUCGCGGUCGACCCCGGCAGCUGCGAGGAAGUUGUCAAAGAAGCCCGCACAAGCUGAUCUCUUUGAUGUCCCGGAAUCGGAUGACGACGUCGCUCAGCCUCAACAUCGGCGCACAAAGACACCACAGGCAUUGCACAGAGCGGAGACUCGCACAUUGAAACCAGACGUCCCACCACCGCCGAAUCGCAACAACAUGAAGCUAUCCACUUCGGCGACGUCGAGCCCGCCUCUGAAAUCGACAACCUCACAAGCACGCGAAAAGAAGGGUUAUGAGCGAAACCAUUCGAACGCGAAACCAAGCCGCAUGGCCGCCUCAGCCGCAGCAGCAUCAAAUGUGCAUCCACGCGUUGUUGUGGGGAAUCGGAAACGAGCCGACAAGUCAGAUUUUCUAGCAUCGAGCAAGCCCCCUUCUAAAGCUGCCGCCGAUCACGAUAUUUAUGACGUACCCUCCUCUGGCGAUGAAGCUACCAUCGUUUCUCCCCCGAGACGGAAACCGGCGCCAAUUGGCCGUUCGCAAGUCCAGAUACCGCCGUCCAAACAACCACUGUCCCCGAUCUCGAGUUUAGGUGAGCUUAGCGAUUCUGGAACGAGAAAGCGUAAGAGAAACGACGAAGCGCUCUCACACAGACUGGAGAGGAGCACGGAUGUUGGGCGCAAAGUUAGGCAGUGCUCCAAAGGCCCGGAGCAUGGGACGAAUUCCAGCAAGACUAGCGGCCCUAUGAGCAAGAGAGGGGAGAAUGAUGUGCUCCCUAAGCAAAUAAUUGACGCCGUGUGGUCCACGAACCCUGUAAACAAGCCUAAACGGACACGCUUGAGAACGGUCCCAGAUGGUACGCGGCCAUUGCUGGCCAAGGCUCCAUCGUCUCCUGCAAAGCUGCGCGGCAUGCUCGCUAUGGGAUUUUCGCACGAACCGUCGAUGGGGGAAUAUGUGCCGGUUACCAACGGCGAGGAUGAGAUGAUGUAUGAUAUACCGGAGCCUUCAACGCCCCCUACCACAAGACCAAACCACCUCGCUGCUGGUUCUCUAACACCUCGUCAAAAGAAUAUCCUAAGCGCUCUCGUUUCAGAUGCAGAUGCUACAAGUACUGGCAUGCCGAGCAUUAGACGGCUGCAGCUUUCGGAGCGGAGACCCGGCUUACCUCGUUCAGCUUCGGACAUUCCACAAUCGGCCUGCACUCGUAGGACGAGGCUUAUUGACUCUCUAAAGCAAGCUGCCUCUGUUUCCGACGAGGAUACCGAGAGCGACCGCGAGAGUGAGAGGGCCUCGGAGCAUGCGCCUGCGCCGGCUUCUCCGCAAGAAGCCAAUGUAGAAUCGAACCAAUUCGAAGUCGAUCAGCAUAUUGACCCUCUCGACGUAGACGUCGACGCCAUUGUUCCCGGCCACUCACAACCCUCUCAGAACACAGAGAGCAGGGUGACGUAUGCGAGACAACGAUCGUACCGCCAAGAAGCGAACCCAGAGGACGAUUUACUUCUCGCAAUGGACAUGGAUGAUUUCUUGGGCUACAACGAAGAUGGCCGGAAUCGCGGGCAGGAAUCCUCUUCUGAAGACGAAGGAGAUCCCGCAAGUCAAAUGCGGGGCCUACAUGCGUUGCGCAGAGAGGGCGAAGACCAGCGGUUUCGUAUGGAGGCCCAAACGGCCGUGGAUGACAUCGCGGACAAGGCCGGGCUGGGCAAAUCGGUUCGCCGCAGUGCGAUGUUGGAUUUCUGCUCCCGAAUGGCAGACAAGACAUUUCUUGGACAACUUCUCGAAUCCGCCUUGCUUGAGCAAUUCCUCGGAGGUGUGGGAUACGCAGGGGAAGUCAUCUUCGACUUUGCCGCCAUUGUGGCGGUGGGCUUCGUUUUGGAAGCUGGGCCCAAUGUUGCGAUACUGGAAGAGACCUGGAAGUGCGGGAUUCUGAAGACAUUGGAGCACCACCUGGACCUCGAUACGGAUAUCAACAGAAUCGCCAGGGAGCGGAAGACGAACCUGUCCAUGAUCGGACGCGAAUCGGUGCGCAAUUUCCGGACCAUGGUACAGAGGUCUACACUCUGGUCAUCUGGGACGCCCGAAAAGGUUACACCGCAGGUCGUGGCAUUGAGGACUUUGGAACUUCUCGUGCUGGGCCUCCGUAAGGCUGGUAAUACACAGGCUCUCGUCUCUGAGGAGGUUGUACACAAACUUCUUCAUGUGGCAGCCGCGUCCAGCAAAGGGACGGCACAGGAUCUUCUGAGCCAGAACAUGGCCUUCUCAAUCAUGGAAGGCUUGUCGAUCUCGGGGAAUAAUCAUACUGCGUGGACGAAUGGCGUGCUUGAACGACUGGCGGACGCGACUGCGACUUUGUACGAGGCAGGGGACGAGUCUCCAGUCAAGCUCGCGACGCGCCUAUGCAUUCUACUUACGAACAACAAGCCGAAAGCUUGCGAGGUCUUCGCGCGAGAGAGCUUCAUCGCAUCACUGGUCGGAUUCAUCAUUCGUCUGUUUCAGCGGUUGGCCGAUGCGGCCGCUGAUGAAGAGUUGGAGGCGAGGGAGAACCUCAUCCUCUGCCUUGGGGCGAUGAUCAACAUUGCCGAGUUCAGCAAUCAGGCAAGGCUCAACGUCGUGGCCAACGGGGAUGGAUCGAUUGACGCUCUUGUGAACACUUUCCUCGAGGGGUCAGAAAGAGCGGCACGGGCCGAUUCAGUGGAAGAAUCACAGGCCAAUAUCCCCAUUGGCUAUUUGACGGUCCUGCUCGGGAACCUGUGCUUGAGUGAUGUAGUACGAAGGAAGAUACGGUCCCGUCUUCCGGGUCAACGACUCGACGUCCUGAUUGAGAAGGUCAAGGAGUUUGUCAGCUUCCACGAACGGGUCGAUCGCAUGACGGACCGGUUCGAAGGCGACGAGGGACGACAAGUGUCCCAGACGUAUACGAAGCGACUGAUGCAGGUGGUCAGGAGAUUGGAGUUGGCAGACUCAUAAAUGGGUUGAUGGGCGAUGAGCAGUUGGUGUUGUUCACCGCAUGUCGAUGUGUGCGUUUGGAAACUGGGAAGCGCCCAUGGCCAGGUGUUCGUCAUGGGUCAGGAACAGGGCGUUUGGGCUGGCAUGCUUGUUUAUUCUCGAAAGAUAUCCCGGAUUUUCUCUCUCGGUUUCCCGACCUUUUCUGAUUACGGCUCCCGACGGAACAGGCAGUUUCGGGUUUGGAUGAAGCGGGGAAGUUGGUUGGCGUUCAGUGUUGGGGGGAUUGUUUAGGCUUUUCAAGGGGGUAAUUAUGUAUAGAGUCGUGUUCUCGUAUUGGAGCUAGACGUCUUGGUCGAUGCAGAGGAAUGCACCGGAGGACCGAGAAGGCCAGCUGCAGGCAGGUAUGGCAUAUGGCUAAACAGUGCAAUAUAUC